Molecule: messenger RNA, 4049 nt
Organism: Mytilus trossulus (common blue mussel)
Lineage: Eukaryota; Metazoa; Mollusca; Bivalvia; Mytilida; Mytilidae
Exons: 25
Coding region: 75-4049 (1324 amino acids)
Biological process (GO): cGMP biosynthetic process; receptor guanylyl cyclase signaling pathway; protein phosphorylation
Cellular component (GO): plasma membrane
Molecular function (GO): guanylate cyclase activity; peptide receptor activity; adenylate cyclase activity
Source: RefSeq, a predicted model, not a curated record
CGUCAUAAAACGUCUAAGUGCGUUCUAGAUGAAUCAAUGGCGGGCCUUUCAUAAAUGAAUUCAUCUUUUUCACAAUGAAUAUAAUUUAUAAAAGUCAGCUCUUUGCCAUCUGUUUGUAUAUUGUCCCUUUGAUAUAUGCCGUACCAACUCUUGUACUUGAUCCAAAUUAUUCACCUCCAUCGUCAAUCCCAGCUGAUGCUGAUAGAAUAUACAGUGUGUCAUUAGGACAUAUCAUUAGUAAAGGUGUCAUUGCCAGAUUGGACGAUGGAACAGGAACAACAAUUACAGACACAGCCGGCUUGACCUUUACUGUGACCUCAAUAGAUUCAACUGGUGCAUCUCCUGACACAUUUGCAACUGGUGGAGCUAACCUUUGUCAGUAUGCCAACAGAAGAGAAUAUCCGAACACGUAUGAAGGCAGAGAUUAUAAAUUCUACUGUAAUACGACUAGUCCCAGUAUGGUUAUAGAAGGUAUCCCUUUGCAUGAUGGGGUUCUAACAGCUGAUGGAUUAUACCAUGUACACACAGCUUUACCCCCAAACAACCGCCAAUUUGUUUUGUCCAUGGAUUAUCUUGGAACCACUCUAUCUGUAACAACAAAUGCAGUUGAAAUAACAACUGCUGCAGCCAAGAUGGGGAUAACGGUCUGGCCUUCAACUGGAACAGUGGCCAAUACAGAUUUUGACAUAACUGUUGAAAUACAAGAUAGUGCCGGUGUCAAAGUGGCAACAGGUAUUGAUGCCACACUUCCUGUUAUGUUGCAAGUGGCAUGGUUUGAAGAUUUACAGUUGUUUAAUGGAAAGGCACCACUCGAGGACAUGUUGUAUGAAACAAAGGAAAGACUUUCAGGAACAGAUGCCAAACUAAGUCGAUCCAACUACCAGAUGUACAUCGAUAAAAGAGCUGUAGCUGGUGAAGUGACUUUUACUGGUGUCCGUUUGUUAGAUGUCCACAGCUGUGCCAAGUUGAAUUUAACCAUGAGAAUGCCAAAUUAUCCACAUUCUAGAAUGCCAAAUACCUACAAUGAUUUCAUAAUGAAUAAGGUAUUCUUCGAUCUCUAUGCCAGUGAUGCAACAAAAUCUAAAAUUUUGUUUCAUAUGAAUGGAACAAGCGAUGGAGCUGUAUUUGUGACAGACUGUAUACCAGUGACAGAGCAGACGGCCACUGCAUUAGAGAUAGUAACACCUUCAGGUGAUAUCAUUCCAAAGAUUGGUGCCAACUUUCCCAUUGAAAGUCCCAUUGUCAUACGGGCACUUGAUGCAUCAGGAGAAAGGGUUUACUCCGGUUCUGAUUCCACUUUAAACAUAACAGGUACAGCUGAUGUUUCCGUAUGCCUUAGUGAUGACCUUCAGACAAUUCCAAUGUCAGAAGGGUUAGCUACUGUAGUAGGCUCUAUAUGUGAGCCUCAUGCAGCCGUCACCCUGAGCUUUGAUGCCACCAGUGUUGUCACUCCUGGACCACUCUCUCAAGUUCAGGUGGGGCCUGUGGAAGUGACCAAUGAGAUUCAUCUUGCUGCUUAUUAUUCGAACUAUGAUUCUGGAUCUAGUUCCAAUACAGGAGCUUUCUCAGAAUCUUUUGCCGUGUAUGCAGUGGAGGAUAUUAAUGCAGGAGUUAUGUACCCCACUAUAUUACCAGGUAGACAACUGACCAUGCAUUCAUACAAUACCAAGAACAGCCCAGUUGUGACUACAACAGCUUUUAUGGAGAUGUUAGAUCAUGCUAAGAAAACACCCAAUGAAAGAGUAAGAGGGAUCGUAGGAUUUGGCAGCAACACAGUAACAAAAGGAGUUUCCUCCCUUUUAAAUUUAUACCAAAUGCCAAAUAUAGCCACAAAUGAAGAUGAGUUUUCCUUCAGUGAAAAGAGUGCUUAUCCCUAUUACAACAGAUUAUCAUGGAACAUGGGAUCUCUAUCUCACAGUGUCAUGAUGUCGUGUCGAAACAGAGGCUGGAAAUAUAUGAGCAUCAUAAGGACUGUGGACUUUACUAUUGACACUAUUUUCUUUGAGAAGGCCAAACAGUUUGGUAUUACAAUCUUAGCAGAGGUGGCUAUUCCAAAAGUAUGGGGAGCUACUUAUACACCUAAUGCCUUCAACAGUUCCUUAGAGAAGAUCAAAGAUGCAGGGAGUCGUAUUGUCUGGAUGUUUGUGAUGCCACCAGUCAGCUAUUAUUUCAUGAGAGAAGCUAUUGAUAAAGGAAUGGGCGGUAUAGAUGGAUGGCAAUGGAACAUGUUGGGUCUGUUUGGAUGGGCCUUUCCUUGGGCAAACCAAGGUCCAACAUGUAUGGGAAAUAUAACCUGUUCACAAGGUAUGGUCGGUGGUCACUGCUGGAUUGUUGGCUAUGAUAUGACCAUGGAGACUCCUGUAUGGAGAGGCCUGAUAGAAAAACAUCGUCAUGCCUUCAGGAAGGAUUAUCUUGGAACUGUUCCUAAACUACCUUUCACUGAAAUUCUUGCUGAAUAUUCCCUUGCAUAUGAUGCUGUCAAAAUGUUUGGAAUGGCCAUGUCAAAAUUAAUUAAUGAUUCUAGGACUAUAACAGGACCAAGACUUACAGAUGAAAUAAGAAAUAUUUAUAUGGAAAAGAGUUUAACAGGUGAACUACAAUUAAAUGCAAAUGGCGAUAGACCAGGAUAUAUUGGAGUCAUUGUGAAUGUAAAUCCACAUCCGUUCUCAUGGCCAGAGCACAUUAAUGCUUAUCCACCCACUACAGCCAUGUUCACUAGAAUGAUAUUUAUGGACAGUGAUACAGCAACCUCACAGAGAGAAUAUAGCAUGCAGGCUAAACGUCCAAUGGAUAUGAUAUACGGGAUGGAAGUAGCUAACUAUACCAUAGCUUUUACAAAAUAUACAAACUUAAGGCGGUUUAAUGGUUCCGAAGGAAGAAUUGGAACAUGGUCUUUAAAACUAGAGCAAUUGCCAUCACUUAAUGGAACAGCAGUAACAGAAGAAAUAAUUGAAAAGAGUGUGGCCCCUUUUUAUUGUACAGGAGGUUGUGGAGGAAACAGAACUGAUGAUUUUGACAUAACACUUUAUGAGUUUGGUCACUGUGCCAGCUUCAAUAUUUGCGAGUGUAACGAAGGUUACUAUGGCUUAUCAUGUCAGGACAUGACCUGUAACUGUGUAAAUGGAGAAUGUCUUAUUCCAUUAGUAUGUGUGUGUGAAAAUGGAUGGACUGGAUCAAGAUGUGAAGUACCAAUCUGUGGUUUUGACUGUGGAGAUGGUAAAUGUUCGGGACCAGAUACCUGUAAAUGUAACUCUGGAUCUGUAGGAGCACAAUGUAACCAGUCCAUAUAUGUCGUGACGAUCAUUCCAAUAUUAUGUUUUAUAAUAUUUAUUGUUAUCUUGGUCUUCCUCAUCAGAUGGUUAUUAAAAAGACAUCAUUUACGUCAAGCUUUGAAGAACUUAGAUUGGCUGAUAAAAUGGGACGAAGUAGUUGUUGGUGACACCAGAGCCAUGAGUAUUAUGUCCACAGCUGGUGAUGAUUUUGCUACAUCUGCUAAAAGUAAUAUGUGCACUUGGAGAAGUCAAAAGUGUUAUAUCCAGAAAUUCAACUGUGAUACUUUGUCAGUGGAAGAUGAAAAUCUGAGAAUGGAAGUUGUCGCCAUCAGAGAAUUGCGUCACAAUAACUUGGUUCAGUUUGUUGGUGCCUGUUUGGAAUAUCCUAAUGUGUGUUUACUGUCAGAAGUUACACCAAAGGGAAGCUUGGAAGAUCUUUUAUCCAAUGACAAUGUUAAACUUGGAUGGGACUUUAAAUUCUCCUUACUAAAAGACAUCUGUCGUGGAAUGCACUUCCUCCAUUUAUCAGAGAUACAAUCCCAUGGAAGACUCAAGUCAUCAAAUUGUCUAGUAGAUAAUAGAUGGACAUGUAAAAUAUCAGGAUUUGGUUUACCCAGUCUUAGAUACAAUGGACCUAGAAAGAAGUUACCUGAUGAUGACGAAUUUACUGAAAAGAAAUUAACCUCAUUGUUUUGGACAGCUCCAGAAUUGUUGCCAGGCUGCAAAAAUAUUGAUGGUGUUAAACAGGGGACUAAGCAUGGAGAUGUGUACUCGUAA